ACAGUAGCGUUCAUACUGUCCUUGACGAUCUAUCAUUCACACACGACUCUUCUUAUUGUUUACGUCUUUUAAAACAUAAUUUUUUGGUUUUAUUCGAUUCGCUUCAAAUUUGGGUUUAUGAGUUUUUUUUCGUCUUUUAUUUCUUCUCAUUGGUUUGUAAACGCAAAUUUAACGAAGUGAAAUAAUAUUAGAAAAUAAGAAAAACAGAUACAGAAUAAACGAGUUUUAGAGCAAAUAAGAAAAAAAAACAACAUGUCAACGCCAGAUAAUUCACCGAAUCGUUCUUUCAAUAAUUCGCAAUUACAAUUGCCAAGUCCCAUUAUUACCAGACGAACACGAACCGCAUCCACUUCGGCACGGGCAUUAGCCAAUCCUAUUGAAACGGGCCUCGUAAAAAGUUUCAGUCGUGGCAAAGGGCAUGGAUUCAUUACACCCCAUGGCGGUGGCGAAGAUUUAUUCGUACACAUUUCAGACAUUGAAGGUGAAUAUGUGCCAAUGCAAGGUGAUGAAGUGAGAUAUCGUUUGUGCAUCAUUCCGCCGAAAAAUGAGAAACACCAAGCCGUUCACUGUGAAAUUAUCAAUUUCUGUCCAAAAAAGCAUAAGCGAUGGGAAGAGCCAAAUGAUGCCGAAGACGGCCAUUUCGUCCAUUGAUUAUAGCAUAUGCUAAACGAAAAGAAAGAAGAAGCAAAACAAAAAAAACACCACCAUCGACGAAAUUAUAUUAUCGAAUAACUCAUUCUAUUCACGAUGUUCAUGAUAUUAUAUAAAAUGUACGAAUGAAUUUCGACAGCGAACAACAGCAACAUUUUUUCACAAAGUAAUCUAUAGACCACUACAUGGAAGAAUUUGCAAUGCACAAUAUUUAUUACGCUUUUCGAAUAGAUGAAACACAAAAAUUAUAUACAGAUUAGAAAGAUAACUUCGAAAAGAAUAUAAAACACCAAAAACACAACAAAUAUUUACUUCAAUCAAUUUAACAAAGUGCGUGCACAGGCUUCAAUCAGAAUUGAAAAAAUGCAUUUUCUAUCAGUCAAAUAACUCUCAAUAGGAUUGACUUAACCGCUGAUUGAUAUCAUAUAUUCAUAUAG
Messenger RNA from Contarinia nasturtii (swede midge), 1088 nucleotides. RefSeq names its product cold shock domain-containing protein CG9705. Gene Ontology annotation, molecular function: mRNA 3'-UTR binding. Lineage: Eukaryota; Metazoa; Arthropoda; Insecta; Diptera; Cecidomyiidae. The record is from RefSeq and is a predicted model, not a curated record. Gene Ontology annotation, biological process: regulation of mRNA stability. Gene Ontology annotation, cellular component: cytoplasm. The transcript is spliced from 3 exons. The coding region runs from base 253 to 651 and encodes 132 amino acids.